AUGUUAACCGCCGGAAAGGAGGGAAGUGCUCUCUCCAUACCAGAGGCGAUGGAUACCCGUCCAGCCGCCAGGCGCCGCCUCCAAUGUGGCAGUGGCGGCGGCGGCGGCGUCACUUCCGCUGCGAGGACUGGUGGCUCUCCGGCCAUGGCGGAGGAGGUCGAGAUGCCUCCUGCGCAUCCAGAUUUCGCUGACGGAGUGUUUCAGGAGGACGGCGAUGAAAUUAGGGCAUUGUCCGGAGGAGAGGGCCGAGAAAUCUUCCACCACGGUGAGCAAACAGGUCGACCGCCGGCGAGUUCUCCGACGAAUCUACUAGACGGUGUUAUUCACAGGGUCGGGAAUCUACCCGGGGGGAAGCGUUUCCAAGACCUUCUUCUCAAGCGCGGAGACGAUAUUCUGAGCAUCUCCGAUUUCAACGAGAUUCUUCUCACCGCGGUCAGGCACGGCGAGCCCGAUUCCGCGGAGCUCCUGUUCUCCGAGCUCCCAGCGUACGGAUUAUCACCAAAUUGCUGGACCUUCUCGAUCAUGAUCCAGCACCUGUGCAAGGAGAACGAACCAGAGAGGGCGAAGGAGUUCUCCGACGAGAUGAUCAGGAGUGGGCUUCCCCCCACUGUCGCCUCCUUCACCUUCCUCAUCUAUCGUCUCUGCAAGAAGGGGAGGUUGCAGUCGGCGUACGAGCUCUUCAUGGCGAUGGGCAGGGUCGGCUGCAGCCCCACGAUCCAGACCUACAACUGCCUGCUCAACGGGCUCUGCUAUGUGGGGAGGAUAGAGGAGGCUCUGCAACUGCUGCAGAAGAUAAGACUCUCCCCUACCCUGAAACCGGACAUUUUCACCUUCACGACGGUCAUCGACGGAUUCUGCAAGGUGGGCAGGACCGACGAGGCCAUCGAGCUGCUAGAUGAGGCCCUAAUCUCUGGGGUCAACCCGAAUAUCGUCACCUUCAACGCUCUGGUCAACGGGUUCUGCAGGGAAGGACGGUCCCUGGAAGCGGCCGGCCUCCUCCGGGAGAUGAGGGGCGGAGACUGCCCCCCCGACCACAUCACCUACUCUACCCUGCUGCAGGGGCUCCUGAGAUCCGGGGAGUUGCCCACUGCCCUGAAAAUUCACGCGGAGAUGAGGGAAGCAGGGCUGAAAGCGGAAACCCGCGUGAUGAACUCACUUCUCAGAGGAGCUUGCAGGAGGAGCACCUCAGAUCCAGGAUUCUUGGAGGAAGUGGAGAGGCUUUCAGAGGAAAUCGUUGAGCUCGGAGGCCACUGCAUCUCACCCUACACCUACUGCCUGAUGGUCCAAGCUUUCGUUAAUGGUAGGCGCUCGGACAAGGCGUUGACGCACCUGGUGGAGAUGGAGAGGAUGGGGCUCUCUCCCUGGGCGUUGACCUACGACAUGGCCAUCAGAGUCCUCUGCGGCCAGGGGAGAACGGACGAUGCUGUGCUGGUUCUGGUGAUGAUGACCAGGGCGAAGAGGAUUCCAAGCUCCUACGCCUGCGAGAAGCUUCUCGCCGAGUUGAAUCGGCGCGGAAGGUUUCUCGAUGCCUGCUCCGUCUAUGCGGCGGCGGUGAAGAAGGGUGUUCGUCUCUGCCGACAGCCGAGGAAGACCCUGUAA
Messenger RNA from Spirodela intermedia, 1599 nucleotides. Lineage: Eukaryota; Viridiplantae; Streptophyta; Magnoliopsida; Alismatales; Araceae. The record is from the annotation of a GenBank genome assembly.